Messenger RNA from Theobroma umbraticum, 2394 nucleotides. RefSeq names its product isochorismate synthase 2, chloroplastic-like. Lineage: Eukaryota; Viridiplantae; Streptophyta; Magnoliopsida; Malvales; Malvaceae. Gene Ontology annotation, molecular function: isochorismate synthase activity. Gene Ontology annotation, cellular component: plastid. Gene Ontology annotation, biological process: phylloquinone biosynthetic process. The record is from RefSeq and is a predicted model, not a curated record.
CCUAUUUGUCGCACUAAGAGCUUUCGCCUUCUUCUUUCUCCUUUCUCCUUCCCUCCUUCCCUCUCAUCCUCCAGCAGACAUGGCUGCUACUACUGCAGGAAGGCACUACCUUGCACGUUUCGUGGACUCAGAACCGACCAAAUGCACUCUCUCUUACUCCCAUCAUACUUCUUGCAGGCAGUCCAUCCAAGUUUUUAACAACAAAUUUCAGGUUUGUACACUAUCCAUGAAUGGGUGCCAAGGUGACCCCAAACUCCCUGUAGGCACCAUUGAAACACGUACACUAGCAGCAGUUCCAUCUCCUGCAUUGGCCAUGGAGAGGCUGAAUCUUGCCAUUAGAGAUUUGAAAUACAGCCCACCUCCCUUCAGCUCUGGCAUAAUUCGGCUCCAGGUACCAAUCCAGCAGCGAAUUGAAGCAAUCGAGUGGCUCCAUGCUCAAAGCCAGAUUCUUCCUCGUUGUUUCUUCUCUGGUAGAAGAAGUAGAGCCAACGGUGCCAAUCUCUUGGUAGACAUGGCCAAUGGAAAUGGCCACAUCUCCUUCGGCCAGAAUCUGCUUGGCGUCGCUGGUGUUGGCUCCGCCGUCUUCUUUCGACAACUUCACCCCUUUUCUUAUGAUGAUUGGAGGUCCAUUACCAGGUUCCUCUCUUUAAAAUGCCCUUUGAUUCGUGCAUAUGGGGCAAUUCGUUUUGAUGCAAGGGCCAACAUAUCACGUGAAUGGGAGGCAUUUGGUUCAUUUUACUUUACGGUCCCUCAGGUUGAGUUUGAUGAGCUUGAAGGAAGUUCGAUUCUUGCUGUAACUGUUGCAUGGGAUAAUGCCCUUUCAUGGACAUGGGAUGAAGCAAUUGAUUCACUUGAAGCUACAAUGCACCAGGUCGCUUCAAUUGUUGUAAAGUUGAGGAAAGAAGCUUCUGGAGAAUUCAUCCUAAGUAAUAAUCACGUUCCCAAUAAGAUGCAUUGGGAUCUUGCUGUUAAGAGAGCUUUGCAGAUGAUAAACAAAAGCAGCUCACCACUCAUUAAGGUUGUGCUUGCACGUAGCAGCAGAGUUUUAACUGCUACUGAUAUUGAUCCUAUAACAUGGUUAGCUUGUCUGCAGGUUGAAGGAGAAAAUGCUUAUCAGUUUUGUCUUCAGCCACCUAAUGCGCCAGCAUUUAUAGGAAACACGCCAGAGCAACUAUUUCACAGAAAAUGGCUAAGCAUUAGUAGUGAGGCUCUGGCUGGGACCCGUGCUAGAGGUGGAUCCAGAGCUCUUGAUCUUCAAAUAGAGCAUGACCUACUUUCCAGUCCCAAGGACCAUCUGGAGUUUACUAUAGUACGAGAAAGCAUACAAAACAAAUUAGAGUCUGUAUGUGACAGAGUUGUUGUCGAGCCAAAGAAAACAGUACGAAAGCUUCGAAGAAUUCAACAUUUAUUUGCCCAAUUGGCUGGUAACCUGAAAAGGGAAGAUGAUGAGUUUGAAAUAUUGUCUUCUCUCCACCCAACCCCAGCAGUUUGUGGAUUUCCAACAGAAACUGCACGUCUUUUCAUUUCAGAAACUGAAAUGUUUGACCGAGGAAUGUUUGCUGGACCAGUUGGUUGGUUUGGUGGAGGUGAAAGUGAAUUUGCUGUUGGUAUAAGGUCAGCACUAGUGGAAAAGGAUCUUGGUGCAUUGAUAUACGCUGGAACAGGGAUAGUAGAAGGAAGCAAUCCCUCUUUAGAAUGGGAUGAACUAGAACUCAAGACAUCUCAGUUCACCAAGUUGCUUCAAGUCAAGGUUCCUUGGCGAUGAAUAUUUGAGAAUUUGGAGACUAUCAAUUAACAAGUUCAUGCUCUGAAGACUGGGGUGAAGUACAUUAUUUCUGGAGCUUAUUUGCUUUUACAAAAUAAUGGGCAGAAGAAAUUCAAUCCUGCUAUGGAAGGUAAGAAACAUUGAAGUGGUUCAUUUGGUGCCUAUUAUUUCGUGGAAACAUUUCUGGUUUGCGUUGCUUCAAUUCAAGAUUGAGUGGCAGCACAACCAACAACAAAUAUUGGCAAAUUGUUUCAACCGAGACUUCUAAUUUGUUUCCUAUAGUUGAUUUAUACAUAGGAAAGCGUGAUGCAGGCUAUUCGGUUUUGUCAUUGUAGAUGUAUCAGUAACAUUCAUGAAUCUACUUUACUUGAAAUUUUUGAAAUUUUAUUUGUUAGCAUAACGUGAUUAAAUGUAAUCAUUCCUUCUACAGAUUGCUAGUCUUCUUGGUUAUUUCUCCGCAUGUAAAUGUCCUUUUUGGUAUUCUAGAAUAUGACCAUGAUGUCAUGUUCUUCCUGGAUAUAAGGACUGAUAACCAGGAUGAUACUUUUUAUCUACCCUGAGUGAGUUAUUCCUUCAGUAUUUUCUGGAGGUCCUUAUGGAAAAUUCUCUCUGGAUGUUGUUGUUUGGCA